GGGCCAUCAUUACACCAUCACUCAGUGGUGCUCCGCUCUGCUCAGCUCAGCGCCCUCCACCAGUCCGCCCCACUCCAUCCCGAGCUGAGCUGAGCCGCCACCAGCACUAGCGGCCAAGCUCUAGACGCCGGCUGCCUCACCGACGAGGAGAGGAUAAUGGAGGCGCUGCGGCGGACGUUGCUGGUGGCGCUGGCGGUGCUGGCCCUGGCGGCGGCGGCGGCGGAGGGGUACAACAUCACCAAGAUCCUGGCCGAGUACCCGGAGUACUCGCAGUUCAACAAGCUGCUGACGCAGACGCGGCUGGCGCAAGACAUCAACAAGCGCCGCACCAUCACCGUGCUCGUCGUGGCCAACGGCGACAUGGGCGGCCUCGCCGGCGGGGGCCGCACGCUGCAGACCAUCCGCCACAUGCUCCAGAUUCACGUCCUCGUCGACUACUACGGCGGCAAGAAGCUCCACCAGCUCGCCCACGGCGUCACCGCAUGCUCCACCAUGUUCCAGGUACCGUACCGUACCAAGUUAUUGCCACCGACCACCCUCCUCCUCGCUCGCCGCCGGCCAGCUGCUAGUCCCUGCUCUUACUAGAAGAGUCGCCGGUAGAUAGCUGCUAGUCUCGGGUCCGAGACGGAGACGCUGACAUGUGGGGACACGCUAUCCUCCUGUCGGUGAGCAUGAAAUUAAGGGAGUAACUUUGUCGGCACCGUCCAUUAGACAGUUUUUUAAGCUUUGAACCUCAGCUUAGAGUCACUGUAUUAGCAUCGUUGGACUCUGGACAGUUCUACCUUUUCAGGUUUUAAAGCUGCACUUAGCUCUAACUAACUGAUUGCAUCUCCUCCUAAAAAACAUUUUCUAUUGUACUACUGUAGAAAGAAAAGAUAAACGUCUAUUCUUGAAAUAGCAGUAUUCAUCGUAUGCUGUUUUAUCCUCAACAUAAACACAUCUUGAAUCCAUUUCCGGGCCAUUUUCCCAGCUGCUCCUUUGAUGUUUGCAGAAAAGCCGUAGCGCCGCUUCAUUAUUGUUCUUCCUUCUUCGUAAUGCAGUAGCAGUUGGUGGUGGAUGGGGUUCCGGAUAGAAUCAUAGAAUAGCGAAAGCUCCCAUCCAUGGUGCUGGAUGCCCUGCCCAAGCCACUAAUCAAAGUUUAAAGCUAGAGAUAUGGUACUCUACCAAGCAAAUAGGGGCCACCCAAAUGUGGAAUUAAUGGCGUCUUUGUACCACUAUCAACAAAUGACAAUGUCGCUUCGCUGAAAAAUACGACCCACUAACUAAUUUUGGUUCGAUACUGACAUGACACACGUCGCUUUCGAGGCUAGGCCUGGCCGGCAAUGGUUUUAUGCACUGAUGUGGGUGCACAUGCACAUGCCCGGCCAGUCUCUAAAUUAUUGGCCUGCGUGAUUAUGAA
Molecule: messenger RNA, 1399 nt
Organism: Triticum urartu
Lineage: Eukaryota; Viridiplantae; Streptophyta; Magnoliopsida; Poales; Poaceae
Source: RefSeq, a predicted model, not a curated record